This is a messenger RNA of Xiphophorus maculatus (southern platyfish), 1599 nucleotides long. RefSeq names its product enolase-like (gene eno1b). NCBI's taxonomy places the organism in Eukaryota, Metazoa, Chordata, Actinopteri, Cyprinodontiformes, Poeciliidae. The record is from RefSeq and is a predicted model, not a curated record. Gene Ontology annotation, biological process: glycolytic process. Gene Ontology annotation, cellular component: phosphopyruvate hydratase complex. The coding region runs from base 74 to 1378 and encodes 434 amino acids. The transcript has 12 exons. Gene Ontology annotation, molecular function: phosphopyruvate hydratase activity; magnesium ion binding.
CUGUUGGCUCUCCUAAGCUUGCAGCAGGUCAGGAUAUUUUUGAGUACUCCAGGUAGAGGAAGAGGUGUGCACCAUGUCUAUUAUUAAGAUUCACGCCAGAGAGAUCUUUGAUUCUCGUGGAAACCCCACAGUGGAGGUUGAUCUUUACACUGACAAAGGUCUGUUUCGUGCUGCUGUUCCCAGCGGUGCUUCUACUGGGAUCUAUGAAGCUCUGGAGCUGAGAGACAAUGACAAGUCUCGCUUCCUGGGGAAAGGCGUCUCCCAGGCUGUUGAACACAUUAAUUCAACUAUUGCCCCUGCACUUGUCAGUGAGGAUGUAUCUGUGGUUGAUCAAGAGAAAAUUGACCAGAUGAUGAUCGAUUUGGACGGCACCGAGAACAAAUCCAAAUUUGGUGCAAACGCCAUCCUCGGUGUUUCUCUGGCUGUUUGCAAAGCUGGCGCUGCAGAAAAAGACGUUCCCCUGUACCGCCACAUUGCUGACCUGGCAGGUAACCCUGAGGUCAUCUUGCCUGUGCCGGCCUUCAAUGUGAUCAACGGCGGGUCUCACGCUGGUAACAAGCUCGCCAUGCAGGAGUUCAUGAUCCUGCCCAUUGGUGCCAGCACCUUCAAGGAAGCCAUGCGUAUCGGCGCAGAGGUUUACCACAACCUGAAAAAUGUCAUCAAGAAGAAAUAUGGACAGGAUGCCACAAAUGUGGGCGACGAAGGCGGCUUUGCUCCAAACAUAUUGGAAAAUAAGGAGGCUCUGGAGCUCCUGAAGGAGGCCAUUACUAAAGCUGGGUACACAGAGGAGGUCGUGAUUGGCAUGGACGUAGCUGCGUCCGAGUUCUACCGGGACGGAAAAUACGACCUGGACUUCAAGUCGCCUGACGACCCGAGCCGCUACAUCACACCAGAUGAGCUGGCUGAUCUCUACAGGAGCUUUGUGAAGGAUUAUCCAGUGGUGUCUAUUGAGGAUCCGUUCGACCAGGACGACUGGGCGGCCUGGACUAACUUCACAGAGAGUACAGACAUCCAGGUUGUUGGAGAUGAUUUAACUGUAACAAAUCCCAGCCGCAUCUGCAAGGCGGUGGAGGAAAAGGCCUGCAACUGUCUGCUGCUCAAAGUCAAUCAGAUUGGAACAGUUACAGAGUCAAUGAGGGCGUGUAAGAUGGCCCAGGAGAGCGGUUGGGGUGUGAUGGUGAGUCACCGCUCCGGGGAAACUGAGGACACCUUCAUAGCCGAUCUGGUGGUCGGACUGUGCACAGGACAGAUCAAGACGGGGGCUCCUUGUCGUUCUGAGCGCUUGGCUAAGUACAACCAGAUCCUGAGAAUUGAGGAGGAGCUGGGGGACAAGGCUCAGUUUGCUGGGAAAAACUUCAGGAGUCCUGUGAUUGAGUGAAUGAGACAUUUACUGGUGAAUGCAAAAAUGUGUGUGAACACUUCAGUUUAACGAUUAGAUGUGUAGAAGUCCUUCUCUCAGUACAUAAAAACUACUAUCCAUGUCAGCCAUGAGCUCUGAUGAGGGAAAUAAUAGCUCUGAUUGUAGUACAAUAUUGUUUUGACCACAAACACCUGCACUUUGGAAAGGAAGAUAAUAAAGUUUUGUUAGUGACAAAAAUA